Aspergillus saccharolyticus JOP 1030-1 is the source of this 1327-nucleotide messenger RNA. Its product is annotated as NAD(P)-binding protein. NCBI's taxonomy places the organism in Eukaryota, Fungi, Ascomycota, Eurotiomycetes, Eurotiales, Aspergillaceae. The coding region runs from base 221 to 1282 and encodes 353 amino acids. The record is from RefSeq and is a predicted model, not a curated record. The transcript has a single exon.
CCACCGGCCACCCUGCAUGCAUGCAUGGAUGCAUGCAUGCGCAGUGACGAGCGAAACACUCUCAACUCCGCAGUCCGUCGGCCGUUUCCACACAUCCUCCUUGAUUAUUUAAUAAGCUCUUGACCUAGAACUCGUUUCCCUGUUGAUAGUUUUUUGACAGGGUUGUCUACUCACUACUACUACUACCACUACUACUACCACCACCACCAUCCCACCCACCAUGGCAGUCACAUUUGACAUCACUCCCGAAUGCGAAGCGAGCAAGCUCCAUUUCCUCUAUCGACAAUUCUUCCUUGCCGCCCCGGUGGUCAGCCGGAAGGAAGUCGACCUGACGGGUCAAGUGGCGAUUGUGACGGGGGCAACGGUAGGGCUGGGUUUGGAGACCGCGCGGCAGCUGCUGGAUCUGAACUGCCAGGUGAUCCUGGCGGUGCGCGACCUCGGACGGGGGGAGCAGGCGCGACGCAAUCUCCUGCAGGGACGGUCGCCGACGGAGGCGACGGAGCAGGUCAGCGUGUGGGCGCUGGACCUGGAUUCGUACGAGUCGAUCCAGGGGUUUGCGGCGCGCACGCAGACGCUGCCGCACCUGGACAUCGCGGUGCUCAACGCGGGGGUGUACAAGGUGGACGAGCAAUUCCACGCGACGACGCACUUCGAGGAAGGGGUGCAGAUCAACUACCUGGCCAACGUGCUGCUGCUGACGCUGCUGCUGCCGGUGUUGUAUGCCAAACGCCGCGCCCCCGACCGUCCCGGCCGGCUGGUGCUGGUGAACUCGGACACGGCGGCGUGGAGCGUCUUCCGGGAGGGGCGCGGGGGCAGGGGGCCGCUGCUGCCGGCCUUCCAGCGCCCGAUGCAGCCCGCCUGGAACAUGCAGGAGCGCUACGGGGUGUCGAAGCUGCUGGGCCAGUUCUUCCUGGUGGAGUUGACCAAGCGCGUGGCCGCCUCCGCCGUCACCGUCACCAGCGCCAACUGCGGCAUGUGCUACGGCUCGUCCAUCGGCCGUGACGGGGUCGGUCGUCUCGAGGGCUACGUCUGGGCCGUCGUCUCGCGGAUCUUGGGUCGUUCGUGCGCGGUCGGCGCCCGCACCUUCGUCCACGCCGCCACCCGCUUCGGCCCGGAGAUCCACGGCCAGUACCUCGAGGACGCCCGCUUGCGGCCCCUGGCCCCCAUCAUCUACCGGCCGGAGGGCGUGAAGAUUGCGGGCGUGCUGUGGGAGGAAACAAUGGAGGAACUCUCGUUUGCGGGGGUGCGGGAGAUUGUGGAGGAAAUGUCGAAGCUCAAAUAGUACAACUUAGUUACUGACAAGAUCCAUUGAAACUGAUAGUUGCUG